Molecule: messenger RNA, 1416 nt
Organism: Grammomys surdaster
Lineage: Eukaryota; Metazoa; Chordata; Mammalia; Rodentia; Muridae
Gene: Lclat1
Product: lysocardiolipin acyltransferase 1
Exons: 6
Coding region: 135-1265 (376 amino acids)
Cellular component (GO): endomembrane system
Molecular function (GO): acyltransferase activity
Source: RefSeq, a predicted model, not a curated record
UUCGGGAUGAAUUAGCGGCGGGUUCUUCUCGCAGGUUGUGACCCCCGUGGAGUCGCAGUCUAGUCCCAGUGUCCCCGCGACAACGCGCGUUUUUCCCGGCGUAUCCCAGGUGCGCGGCCCGCGGUGUCAGAAUCAUGGUGUCAUGGAAGGGGAUUUACUUUAUAGUCUUCCUGUUUGCAGGAAGCUUUUUUGGAAGUAUUUUUAUGCUCGGUCCCAUUUUACCUUUGAUGUUAAUAAACCUGUCAUGGUAUCGCUGGAUUAGCAGCCGUCUUGUGGCUAUGUGGCUCACGCUUCCUGUGGCAUUGUUGGAGACCAUGUUUGGUGUCAAAGUAGUUAUAACAGGAGAUGCAUUUGUACCUGGAGAAAGGAGUGUCAUUAUCAUGAACCACCGGACAAGAGUGGACUGGAUGUUCCUGUGGAACUGUCUAAUGAGGUACAGCUACCUCAGACUGGAGAAGAUUUGCCUCAAAUCCAGUCUAAAAAGUGUUCCUGGAUUUGGCUGGGCCAUGCAAGUUGCUGCCUUUAUCUUUAUUCAUAGGAAAUGGAAGGAUGAUAAGAGCCAUUUUGAAGACAUGAUUGAUUAUUUUUGUGUCAUCCAUGAACCACUACAACUUCUCAUCUUUCCAGAAGGAACUGACCUCACAGAAAAUAACAAGGCUAGAAGUAAUGAUUUUGCUGAGAAGAACGGACUUCAGAAAUAUGAGUAUGUCUUACACCCAAGAACCACCGGCUUUACUUUCGUGGUGGACCGUCUAAGAGAAGGUAAGAACCUGGAUGCUGUUCACGACAUCACUGUGGCAUAUCCUUACAACAUUCCUCAGACUGAGAAACACCUUCUUCUUGGAUACUUUCCCAAAGAGAUCCACUUCCACGUCCAUAGGUAUCCAGUCGACACUCUUCCCACAUCCAAGGAGGACCUUCAGCUCUGGUGCCACAAGAGGUGGGAAGAAAAGGAAGAGAGGCUUCGGUCCUUCUACCAAGGAGAAAAAAACUUUCACUUUACUGGGCAGAGCACAGUUCCACCUUGCAAGUCUGCUCUCAGAGUCCUUGUGGUCAAGCUGCUGUCUAUACUGUACUGGACCGUGUUCUGCUCUGCAGCGUGCCUCCUCAUAUAUUUGUACAGCCCUGUUCGGUGGUAUUUUAUAAUCAGCAUUGUGUUCUUCGUGCUGCAGGAGAGAAUAUUUGGUGGACUGGAAAUCAUUGAACUUGCAUGUUACCGUUUUUUACACAAGCACCCACAUUUAAAUUCAAAGAAAAAUGAGUAAGACAGUGUGGCGUUCACCAUGUGAAAACCUAGUGUUGUCACAGGAAUGUUACAGUCUUCGUAAACUGAGAUAAGUUUUGCAUGACUAUGUCAAAUGUUUCUUACUAUGAUUCUUUGUUAAAGAUAUUUUGCACUUAAAUUUGUGGGGGAAA